GCGCCAAACGGGAAGGUUCGAAGCUAGGGGUGUGGGAGUGGGGCUACUGUCAAGAUCUCCCCUCUGAUUGGCUUUCUGGGAACCUACCGCUGCACGCGGGAAAGAAGUCUCAGCUUCUCGCAUGCGCAGUUAGUAGGAAUGCGCCUCCGGCAGGUGAGGGACUCCGCUGCGAGCGUACUGCGCGUGCGCACUUGCGCGCUCCCAGGUCUGCGGUGCUUCUAGUUCACCCUGAACGUUUUCGGAGGGAGGUCCGUGCCAAGACCAGGUCCUGAAUAAGCCCAGCCACAUCCUUUAUGAGCAUCUCAGGUUUAUUCCGAUUUCCUGCACCACUGACCAGACUAUGCAGAGUGCCUCGGGGACUUGGGCUUUGGGAGAAGCUGACGCUGCUAUCCCCAGGAAUAGCUGCCACGGUUGUCCAGAUGGCAGGCAAGAAGGACUGUCCUGCUCUGCUUCCCCUGGAUGAGAAUGAACUUGAAGAGCAGUUUGUGAAAGGACACGGUCCAGGGGGCCAAGCCACCAACAAAACCAGCAACUGUGUGGUGCUGAAGCAUAUCCCCUCUGGCAUCGUCGUCAAGUGCCAUCAGACAAGAUCUGUUGAUCACAACAGAAAGCUCGCUCGGAAAAUCCUACAAGAGAAAGUGGAUGUUUUCUACAAUGGUGAAAAUAGUCCUGUUUACAAAGAAAAACAGGAGGCAGCAAAGAAAAAGCAAGACAGGAAAAAAAGAGCAAAGGAAACUCUAGAAAAAAAGAAACUAUUGAAACAAUUAUGGGAAUUAAGUAAAAAUUCUACUGAGAAAGUAAUCACUGAUUCCAGCUGACUUCGCCAAAAGGCUUCCAGGGAAAGAUGAUGGCGACUCCUGUCACCAGCACUGGUACAAAGCUUUUAAAGAAAUAACUGACAGAUUUAAAAGACAUCAGUUUUUAAGUGGUGGACUAAACUAUAGUGAAUAUUGAUGCACACUUUGGAAAUAAAACUAUAAAACACAAGAAAGUUGUCACUAUAAAAGGGUACUGGCUACUUUUGGGGGGAGGCACUUGAUGUGACUUCCAGGAUGGCUAGAGGAGUUGUUUCUUGACCUGGGCAACAGUUGGAAGUUACCUGCUCAUGGGUCUGCGUGUGGUAGGUGGUGCGCUGGGGAUUGAACUUAGAGCAUCACACAUACUAGAUGGGUACCCUUCCAAUAUUAUAACCUCAGCCCUUUUUUUUUCCCCAAAGAAAGGGUCUUUGGGGCUGCUGCAGAGCUCAGAGGUAGAGCACUCGCCUAUAAUGCAUAAGGCCCCAUGUUCAAUCCUCAGAACCACAAAAAAAAAAAAAGAAAGAAAAGGAAAGGCAGGCUGGCCCCAAACUCUUGAAUCAAGUGAUCCUCCUGCCUCAGCCUCCAGAGCAGUGGGGACUAAAGUGUUCCCCUCACACCUGGCUUAUUCUUUACCUUACUUGAAGCUAUUCAUUGAUUUAUGUGAUUGAGUUUUCUUUUUUCUUUUAGUUGUAGAUGGACACAGUACCUUUAUUUAUUUUUAUGUUGUGCUGAGAAUUUGAACCCUGUGCCUCAUACAUGAGAGGCAAGCGCUCUGCCACUGAGCCACAAUCCUAGUCCUGAUUGUCUAUUGCAUAAAACCUUUAGAAAUUUGCUGGGUGCGGUAGUGCAUGCCUGUAAUCCCAGUGGCUUGGGAGGCUGAGACAGGAAGAUUACGCAUUCAAAGCCAGCCUCAGGAACUCAGCAAGAUCCUGUCUCUAAAUAUUUUUUUUUAUAUAGGGAUAGGGAUAGGGAUAGGGUCUGGAGUUGUAACUCAGUGGUAGAGUGCUUGCCUAGCAUGCAUGAGGCACUGGGUUCGAUCCUCAGCACCACAUAAAUGUAAAAUAUAUUGUGUCCACCUAAAACUAAAUUUUAAAGGGGGGGGGGGGGGUUGGGGAUGUGGUUCAGUGGUUAAGCACUGAACAAAAUCCCUGAACAAAAAAAGAUGUCAUUUAUCCUAAGGUUGGUUUGAGAGUAAGAGAAAGUGAUGAUGAAAGUUAAAAAAAGAUACUCAAGUUACUUGCCCAUUUACUAAGACACACUGUAUGUUGCCAAGUAAUGUCUCUUGAUGUAGAAAAACAUGUCAUUCUGUGUUGACAUGCAAGCAGAUGUGUUAGGAAUAAGGUUCCAAAACCUGAUGUGUUUGUGAGUUUGCAUCACUCUGGACUUGACCUUAUAUGUUUGGUUUUGUCACUGUUCUCUGGGUUUUUUAUAUCCAUGGUUAACAGCUUGCAGGUAGGGAAAAUACUGAGGUGAGGGGGCCACCAUCAGACUGCCAGAAAUCCGGCCUACAUCACCUGCCGUGAAGCUGAUCCAUCCAGCAGCCCAGCCCUUUUGACAUCCGAGCAGGGCUCUCCAUGCCUCCCACUGGUGCAUCAGGGACCCUACCCACCAGCUCCCCUGAGCAAUAGUCUCUUCAGUGAGAGCCAAGAAACCAGUAAGAUUGGAAGGCAGACUUAGAGCCACAGCCAGGAAGCUGACCUCUCCUCUUCACCCUUGUCACAUGCUUGGAGAAGGUGCAGAGGAGCCACCCCACCACAGCCCACACCCACCAGUCAGAUCUUGCCUCCCACCUGCAAAACUCCCUCCCUUUUCCUGGGUCUACCCUCAGCAAGGCAAACCCUCACCACAGGGGUCAGUGCUGAGGUUGCACAGCAGAAAUGAACUGAGCCCCUGUGGGAAGCACUGCUGGAAAGCACCACAUGGAGUCACUCCUCUCAGCUCCAGAGCAGACCCUUCCUCCAGCGCGCACCCAAGUCGCCACCACGUGGAAUGAGAAAUAGCCUCUGGGGCUCCUAACACCCUGGCAGAAAGGGCAGUUCACGGCUGCCGCAGGUUUCCUAGCACACACUUAACUACAUCUUAAAUAAACCCAUCGUGCAACUCUGCGUCAUCCCUACCUAUGCUAAAGCAAACACGUCCUUUCUCCACCCAGCUGAACUUUGUCAGAAAAUGUCCUUUGACAGGUCAUCUCCAAUCUUUCACAAAGGCUGAACUGCUUUAAUUGCACUUAGAAAUUCAAGGAAUAUACAUCUCAAUACACAUUGUUAAUGAAAAUAAGCUUUAUUACAUCAAGUAAUAAAUACAUACAAAGAUGCAAA
Marmota monax (woodchuck) is the source of this 3115-nucleotide messenger RNA. It is a transcript of the gene Mtrfr, whose product is annotated as mitochondrial translation release factor in rescue. The coding region runs from base 294 to 818 and encodes 174 amino acids. Gene Ontology annotation, molecular function: translation release factor activity. The record is from RefSeq and is a predicted model, not a curated record. NCBI's taxonomy places the organism in Eukaryota, Metazoa, Chordata, Mammalia, Rodentia, Sciuridae. The transcript is spliced from 3 exons. Gene Ontology annotation, biological process: translational termination. Gene Ontology annotation, cellular component: mitochondrion.